AUGUACUGGAAACAUGACGUUUUGUCCCCUCUCUCAGAGGGAAAUCCUAUUCUGUCCGAAGGGAUUCCCACAAAGAAGGUGAUCUCCACCGAGACCCCGAGGACACCGGGAGCCUCGCGCUGCAGUGUGGACUCUAAACACGCGCCAAUGUCUCACUCGGACGGAGAAUCCCAGCGGUCCAACAUGGAGCCGGAGGACCCGCACUCGUCCCCCAGCACCCCGUCCACCCCCUCCGUGUGCUCGCCGACCUCCACCACCAGCUCGGUGCAGUCCACCGGGAAGAACGUGUGCGCCAGCUGCGGUCAGGAGAUCCUGGACAGAUACUUGCUAAAGGUGAACAACCUGAUCUGGCACGUGCGCUGUCUGGAGUGUUCUGUCUGCAGGACGUCACUACGUCAGCACAGCAGCUGCUACAUCAAAAACAAAGAGAUCUUCUGUAAAAUGGAUUAUUUCAGUAGGUUUGGUACUAAGUGUGCCCGCUGUGGCCGGCAGAUAUUCGCCAGCGACUGGGUGCGCCGUGCAAGGGGGAACGCAUACCACUUGGCAUGUUUUGCGUGCUACUCGUGUAAGAGGCAGUUGUCCACGGGAGAGGAGUUUGGCUUGGUGGAGGAUAAGGUCCUGUGUAGGAUCCACUACGACACCAUGGUGGAGAACCUCAAACGAGCGGCUGAGAGUGGCAAUGGUAUCACAUUAGAAGGAGCAGUUCCAACAGAACAAGACAGUCAGCCCAAACCAGCCAAAAGGGCGCGGACAUCCUUCACCGCAGAACAGCUACAGAUCAUGCAAGCUCAGUUUGCCCAAGAUAACAAUCCAGAUGCCCAGACGCUACAGAAACUAGCCGACAUGACGGGCCUCAGCAGGAGAGUAAUACAGGUGUGGUUUCAAAACUGCAGAGCAAGACACAAAAAGCACACGCCCCAGCACGGUGGGGCUCCCCCAGGUCAUCCCCAGUCCAGGAUACCCUCCUCCCUGCCCGACGAGCUGCAUUACUCCCCCUUCGGAAGUCCUGAGCGGGCGCGCAUGGUGGCCCUCCACGGGUAUAUCGACAGUCAUCCGUUCUCCAUGCUGACCUCUCAGAGUCACCCUCACCAGGCCAUGUCGCUGCCCCAGCUCCCCCUCAGCCGCUAGCGCUCCACCACUAUGACCCUUAUGACCCCGAAACCAUCCGGAUCUUCACCCUUGAACUCCACUACUGAAGUCUGCAAACCUGACCCGGAGGUCACGCAGGACUCAGAUUGGAGAAAAAGACACAUCUUACAGGAGCCCUGCCCACUCGGAAACAGAAAGACGAAAGGAAGAACGAGGAAAAACUAAGAUACAUCCGUCUUUAUGUUAUUUUUCUUCCUGAGGACAGGAAUAUCCCACCUGCAGCCACUCUGUCAAAAUGACUGACUGUAUUUUACACCACGCAAAGGACCCAUUUUGCUUCAUAUGUACAGCAUCCUGCUCUACCCAUCCAUCCUCAAUUUGAUAGAGGACGUUUUAAAGGGAAGAAACUGACCAAGGCAGCAGGAGUGAAGCCUCUUGAGCGCUGUCAGAAUACUGAAGAUAAACAAAGAGGGGAAAACUUAAAGGGGGACUGUCAUAUUGGCCCAAGGGGCCGUCACACGGAGUAGACCACAUUAGAGGUAAGACUCCCCACUCUUUUUUCUCAAGCAACCAUGAAGGAAACAUCAGUGUAAAUGAAAUACGUUGACUGUUGAAAUAUUUUCUUUAGGAAUGACAAAGUGACUGUGUGACAUCUCAAAAAACAAAAACUUCCUCCUUACGUUUUUGGUCACUUUUCACUGAAAUGUGGUGUAGAACUAGAUUUUUGUUAAUGACUGAAACAUUGUGUGCCUUAUCAUUUCAAUUUCAAUUACAACUUUACAGCAUUGAAUCAGCUCAUAAAAAUAUCAGCCUGUAAUUCAUCUCAAAGAUUGAGAUUGUAUUUAAUUUUAUCAUGUGGAACAAAUUACGAGCAUUUUAAAACUGCCAUUGGUUGAAAAUCCGUAUCUUGACUGGUAAUCACAAAGGAAAACCACAACGUACAAUGUCUGGAAAUGUGUGUUAUAAAUCAUAGCUGUAAUAUUAGAAAGCUGACAGAUUUAAGGCCACAACAAUCAUGUUACAUGAUAGAGAAACAAAGGGAAGUCUGAGAUGAAAAUACUAGUAAAACUACAAAAUCUGUUCCAAGUUACAUAUUUUCAUAUUUCCAAACAAGUGUAUUGUCACUAAUUUAUAAUUUCUAAUGUUGCUUGUUCAGCCUCUGAUUGUGUGUCUCUCGCACAAAGAGGGAAAUGGAGUGUUGGUGUCUUGGUACAAUAUGGACAAUAUGAAACAGACUGGGGUUGUACAUAGUAAGACGUGUGCGUGUGUGCGCGUGUGUGCGAGUGUCGAGUGUCGAGUGUGUGUGUGUGUGUGUGUGUGUGUGUGUGUGUGUGUGUGUGUGUGUGUGUGUGUGUGUGUGUGUGUGUGUGUGUACUGGCAGGGGUGGAGAGCGUGCAUCUGUAUUUUAGUGCCAUGGCCAUUGUGUGAAGAACAGGA
Messenger RNA from Anoplopoma fimbria (sablefish), 2526 nucleotides. RefSeq names its product LIM homeobox 6a (gene lhx6a). Lineage: Eukaryota; Metazoa; Chordata; Actinopteri; Perciformes; Anoplopomatidae. Bases 1 to 1128 code for a protein of 375 amino acids. The transcript has 9 exons. Gene Ontology annotation, biological process: neuron differentiation; forebrain neuron development; regulation of transcription by RNA polymerase II. The record is from RefSeq and is a predicted model, not a curated record. Gene Ontology annotation, molecular function: DNA-binding transcription factor activity, RNA polymerase II-specific; RNA polymerase II transcription regulatory region sequence-specific DNA binding. Gene Ontology annotation, cellular component: nucleus.